GGCCCGUGUUGGUCCGUAUACCCUCAUCCCCUCCAUCUGGGAAAAUUCUCUUCGAGUUAUCUUUGGUAAUUUCUGCUUAUUUUCUAUCCCCAGUUGUAUACGAACUCCGUACUCCAGGCCAAGUUCAUUUUAAGGGAUGUAAGGCAGAUGCCGAUUUCUUCCACGUGGCUCUGAGUGCAUUUAAAAUCCGGGUCCCUGUGGUUCCACCCCACCAUGAUUAUUUUUGUGGUGCUGGCGCUUGGUUCUGCUCUGUUAGCCCUUAUGCUUGGAUUUUUGUUCAACCGGGAGAAGUGGGAUCCCAAAGGAAAGCAUUGUUAUGUGACCGGCGGAUCACAAGGCCUGGGGCUUGCCGUUGCCCUUCUUCUUGUCAAACUUGGUGCAGAUGUAUCCAUAGUGGCCCGUAAUGAAGAAAAACUACGAGCGGCACUUGCUGAGAUGGAGAAAGUGCGGAAACUUCCCGGUCAAAUUCUGAAAUGGUACUCCUAUGAUCUCACGCAAUGUAAAUCUGCCGAGGCUGCAUUAGAAGCCGCAUCUAAAGGACACAAUGGCCGUUGCCCCGACGCUCUCUUCUUGUGCGCUGGGACCUCAGUACCAGGAUUUUUUGUGGAGGAAGAUGAAGCCUCGAUGAAAAAAGGAAUGGAUAACGUAUACUGGGUGCAGGCGUGGUCAGCUCUAGCCGGCACAAAGCGCAUGGUACGAGACAACAAGCCUGGAAAGAUAGUGCUCGUCUCUUCUGUUCUCGGUUUCAUGUCGAUGGUUGGCUACUCCUCGUAUGCCCCUGCAAAACACGCGUUACGAGGUCUAGCAGAAACGCUUCGUUCGGAAAUGCUUCUCUACGGAAUCUCUGUCCACAUAUUCUUCCCUGGAACGAUCCUUAGUCCAGGCUACGAAGUUGAAAACAAAUGCAAGCCCAAGAUCACUCUUAAAAUCGAAGAAACCGACGGUGGUCAGACUCCCGAAAAGGCCGCCGAGGGUCUAUUAAAAGGUAUUCAACGCGGCCAUUUCCACAUAUCGACGGACUUGUUAGGGAACAUCUUCCGCUCUUCGACUAGGGGCGCGAGUCCCCGCAAUCAUGUGUUGCUAGACGAUAUCUAUAGCUUCAUUGGAUGGGUGGGAUUCCCUAUCUGGCGACGGUCUGUGGAUUCUACCAUCAAAGGGCACCGACAAGAGCAUCGUGCCUAUCUGGUUAAGAAAGGUUUUCUUUCAUAGUGAGGCGUAUGAGCCUAUGAGAUUAAUGCCCGAUAAUAUCGUUAUCUGUCUCUUAUGCCCCCCGGAUUACAAUGCCGUGCUUAAACUUUAACUAGACACCUUGGAGCCUUCUCCUUUAUGAACUUGGGAUCAGUACCAACUCGAGACUAAAGGUCAUCGAUGAGCCAUUCCACUAAAAUAACCCCUCGGGGUCAAACGAAAGUUCUUCU
This is a messenger RNA of Desarmillaria tabescens, 1418 nucleotides long. RefSeq names its product oxidoreductase. Gene Ontology annotation, cellular component: endoplasmic reticulum membrane. Gene Ontology annotation, biological process: sphingolipid biosynthetic process. NCBI's taxonomy places the organism in Eukaryota, Fungi, Basidiomycota, Agaricomycetes, Agaricales, Physalacriaceae. The record is from RefSeq and is a predicted model, not a curated record. The coding region runs from base 214 to 1209 and encodes 331 amino acids. The transcript has 7 exons. Gene Ontology annotation, molecular function: 3-dehydrosphinganine reductase activity.